This is a messenger RNA of Seriola aureovittata, 3459 nucleotides long. It is a transcript of the gene rad21l1, whose product is annotated as RAD21 cohesin complex component like 1. Bases 127 to 1725 code for a protein of 532 amino acids. The record is from RefSeq and is a predicted model, not a curated record. Gene Ontology annotation, cellular component: synaptonemal complex; cohesin complex. Gene Ontology annotation, biological process: mitotic sister chromatid cohesion; synaptonemal complex assembly; replication-born double-strand break repair via sister chromatid exchange. Gene Ontology annotation, molecular function: chromatin binding; protein binding. The transcript is spliced from 13 exons. Lineage: Eukaryota; Metazoa; Chordata; Actinopteri; Carangiformes; Carangidae.
CCGAGUUUGACCCUGGAAGUUAGCAAACUUCGAGCUUAACUUUCGGUAAAAUAGCUCUGACAAAACGCCCAAAUACUCUCUAAUAUCGGUGUUGUGUUUGUCACAGGUGACAUCCAAGUUUCCAACAUGUUGUUCUACACGCAACUCUUCACGUCUAAGCGGGGGCCUCUAGCCAAAAUUUGGUUAGCAGCGCACUGGGAAAAAAAACUCACCAAGGCUCAUGUAUUUGAAUGCAAUUUGGAAACAACCAUCAGAGACAUCAUUUCUCCACAGAUGAAAAUCGGUUUGCGUACAUCCGGUCAUCUGCUCCUCGGUGUGGUCAGGAUCUACUCCAGAAAAGCAAAGUAUCUCCUGGCAGACUGCAACGAUGCCCUGGUUAAGAUUAAAUUGUCAUUCAGGCCAGGUCAGACAGAUAUGCCUGAGGAGGGACUCGAGGCAACAGUAAAAGCAAUUACCUUGGUCGAGGAUUUCACUGCUUUCGAUGCCCAUCUGCCGCCCCUUGGUAACAUAGAUGUGGUGGACCACUUUUCAUUGAACCAGAGUCGAUCAGAGGAAAUCACUUUGAAAGAGGAUUUUGGAAGUGACUUUCUGAACUUGGCAGACAUCGGAGCAGAGUCCCAGAGCCACCAGAAUGCAAUGCUGGAUGUGAGCUUCCAUAGCUUGGCUCAACAUGGAGACACUUUUGGAGAUGAAGAUAAAGUAUUCGACUUACUUGACUUUCUGACAAACUCCAGUGAUAAGGCUGAGUCCACCAACUUCAUCACAGAAGAUCCAGAGAAUCCAGAUAAUUAUCAACAAGAUGCUCACAGAAGACAUUCAGUGGAUGUAGAGACCCCUACAGUGAACGAGACCACCUUGCUUGCUGAUGAGGAGGAAGCCUUUGCCCUUGAGCCUGUGGCCAUCACUCCGAACUCAGAAAAGAAGAGGGGGAAGAGGAAACGCAAGUUGAUUGUGGACCAGGCUAAAGAGCUGACCAAUGAAUCCAUCAGAAAGCAGCUUUCUGAUUAUUCAGACCUGGUCGCCCCUUUGGACAUGGCCCCCCCGACCUUGCAGCUCAUGCAGUGGAAGGAGAGCGGAGGUGCAGACAAACUUUUUGCACAGCCAUGUUCCACUGUAGUAACUCCACAGAUAAAUGAGCUCUUUCCCAAGAAUGUUUUCCAGGCGAAAUAUUUUGGUGUCACUGAGGAGGCUGAGGAGAUGCGACAGGAUGGACAAGAAGUUCAGAGGGACAUGAGUGCCCUCACCACAGACAUCAGUGUCGUAGAUUCAUCAACCAACACUGAAAAGACACACCACACUGAGCUGACAGUUCUUGAUCAAAUAAACAACAACCAGAAUGAGAGUUACUCAGAGGAUGGAAAGAGGUCAGGGUUCACUGAUCCAGAACUCCCAUCAGAAGACUCCAUGUUUGUCCACCCAUCUCACAUGGAGCAGGAGACUCAGUCAACAUCCCUCCACACUCAGUGUAUGCUGGACAGCCAGGACUUUGAGGAGAGGAGGAUAACCAGGCGAGCACAGAAGCUUCUGAACACUCUGAAAAGCCAGGGCGACCGUGAACCCACAUUCAGCUUGAAGGCACUCUGUGACGGGGGCAAUCGCUCGCUGGCUGCAGCCACUUUCUUCUGUCUGCUUGUUUUGAAAAAACAACAAGCUCUCCACCUGCACCAGAGCUCUCCCUAUGAGGACAUCUUUGCCACACCAGGACCCAUGUUCUACAAUUGGUAAAACAGGAAUUAGCUUCUUAAAAUAAUUGGGUUCAUAAAUGAGUUGCGGUCCUGGUUCUACUGGAUCUGACUCACAAGAGUAGCACAGGUUAAAUAAAUUUUACCCUGGGAAAUGUUUAAAAACUGGCUGAAAAGAAAACACUAACUUGAAUAUAUGUCACACAUGUUUGUACCAGGGUAUGUGCAGGUCUUCAAAAGCACUUAAUUCAGUUCCCUCAAAAGAAGGACCAUAAAAGUUAUUAAAUAAGUCUUAAAAUUCCUUUACAAAAUUCAUAAAUAUUUUAUCUCAGCUUUGUUUUCUUGUUCUGUUCGCCCAUCGUUUCAAAACUCAGUUAUCAUUUACCAUCAUAUACAACCCAAAAAGCAUCAAAUCACAUUUAUAUUUUUUACUUAGUAAAACCAGCAAACACAGAUUAAAUGUUUGAAUUAAAAAUGACAAUGAAUUAAUUAUCUCAAUAGUUGUCAAAAAAUUUGCUUUAUUUUAAUUAAUUAUAUCAUCAGGAAUUAUUGUUAUAAACUGCAGGGAAUCACUGAAAACCGUUAAUCAUAGCUUUAUACUUUAGCCGGUAUGAUGGUGAAACAUAUAUGUUAUUCUAUGUGGGAUUAAAAAGCUUUAAAUUUGGCGAAAAUUUGGUGAACCUGCAAAAACCCUGUGUAUUUUUGUGUGUGUCUUAAAUGUUGUAAAUAUUCUUUGUGCUUGUUCUUGGCACUUUUCAUUUGUGAGAAAGCGGAGGUUAUCAAUGACAAAAACAUUUAAUCUAAAACUCUUCAACUCAAAAAUAUUUUAAAUGGUAAUCUCAAAGAUCCUAUGAAUGUAUUUAUUUUUUAUAUUGACAGCAUGUUAUGGAGCAUUUCUUGAGGUGUUUUAGGUACUGUGCUUUCCUGCAUAUUCAGUGUUUGACACAAAUUCCUCAUUUAUUUAUACCAACUAUUGUUCCUCAGAAAGUAAACUUGUAUGCAAGACCUGUCAUGCACCAAGUGCCACUUGAAUUCCUGUUGUGUUUUGUCUGAGAGAAAAAAAGCACAAUUUGGCAAUUAAUAAUAAGUAAAUGUUGAAAAUAAUUGCUUUAUAUCGGUUCAUUCCUCAAUACUUCCUUUUAAAGUAUCUAUUUAACAUUUUUCUCUGUUUCAAAUGAAUAUUCGGCAUUUAUAUGAAACAAAAAUAUGGCUGAAUAUUUACUUUGUGUACAUUGUGAUGUUCUACAAACAAUUUUAUGUUACUGGAGUUUGGGACAUGAAGCUCAAUUAUUAUACCAGUCAUUAUAAUUGUCUAGAUGUUAUGUUCAGUAUUUUCUUUCUGCAGCUUAAAUCUAUAAAAUGGAGUCAUCAGUUCUAUAGCAACAGAUGGUGUGACUCAUGUUCAAUUAUACAGUGAUAGUACAUGUGUGAAAUGUAUUAUUUAAUAUUUAUUAGGCUACGAAUCGUCAGAAUUUGAGUUUAAUUCACCUUAUUUUGUGCUCAAUGCAGUCCUGACAUCUCACAUUAGAGGGCAGAAAAAUAAUUUUCUUUUAUCACAGGUCCAGACAUGACACUGAGGGACCACUAAUACAUACCAUUUGUUUAAAGGGGCAUAGGGAUGACUGUAAAAGACUGGAGCUGAGUGACACACCCAUUUCCCACUUGUUCUUGGAGUUCAUUAUGUAAGAAGUUUAGAGGAUUUAUUAUAGAGUUUAAGCCAUUCUGAAAUUGUAAAUAUUUUGUAGGGAUGUCUGCGGAUGUGGGUUGUAAUAAAAUA